UACAAUAUCGAAACAAGUUAUUAUUCAUGUAGAGUAUUUACAGUUCUGCAUUGAAAAACCUAAUGAGAGAGUAAAAAUAAAUUAAUAAUAUAUUUAUCAUCUUAUUUUGCAUCAGUUAUACGAUAUUACGACACACUUUUGACAUAGCGAACCAAUGAGAUUUCGUCAUGAAGUAUAACGUUUCAGGCGUUCUACAAAUAAGAGUAUAGAAGCUUAUCAAGAAAAAAAGUUAAAAUCUACCAAUAGCGGGACAUUUCUUAGCAACCUAUUGGUUAUUAUUUUUGGGACAGAUAAUUUGUAAAUGUGAAACGAUUGUAUUGUAUUGUUAAUUUCAUAAAAAAAAAAAAACAUAAAACAAGUAUAAAAUACUCUACACAGGUUUGAGAUCUACGAGAUGAGUCGAAAGGAAGCAUUAUCUCAGUUUAUUCAACAGAUUCAUGGACGUCCUGUUGUUGUAAAGUUAAAUAGUGGUGUAGAUUAUAGAGGUGUUUUAGCAUGUCUUGAUGGUUACAUGAAUAUAGCACUUGAACAAACAGAAGAAUAUGUGAAUGGCCAAUUAAAAGAUAAAUAUGGUGAUGCGUUUAUUCGUGGUAAUAAUGUAUUAUAUAUCAGUACACAAAAACGUAGAACAUAAAUAAAAAUAAAUGUAUUAUU
Hylaeus anthracinus is the source of this 654-nucleotide messenger RNA. Its product is annotated as U6 snRNA-associated Sm-like protein LSm6. Bases 395 to 634 code for a protein of 79 amino acids. The record is from RefSeq and is a predicted model, not a curated record. Gene Ontology annotation, cellular component: U6 snRNP; nucleolus; P-body. Gene Ontology annotation, molecular function: RNA binding. NCBI's taxonomy places the organism in Eukaryota, Metazoa, Arthropoda, Insecta, Hymenoptera, Colletidae. Gene Ontology annotation, biological process: maturation of SSU-rRNA; mRNA splicing, via spliceosome. The transcript has 4 exons.